AUGGCAAAACAGAUAGGCCUUCUCAUUUGUCUCUUGAUCAUCGUAUUGGAUGUCGUGGCAGGUGUACUUGGCAUUGAAGCUGAGGUAGCGCAGAACAACGUGAAACAUCUAAGGCUGUGGAUAUUCGAGUGUAAAGAUUCGAGCCAUCAGGCUUUCAAGCUUGGGUUAGCUGCUGCAGUACUUCUUGCCCUCGCGCACGCCAAUGCCAACUUGUUUGGUGGCUGCAUUUGCAUUUGGAUUAUACUAGCCGUUGGAUUAUCGAUGCUGGGUGGGACAUUAGAGAACUCAAGAUCAAGAAAAUCAUGUGGGCUAUCACACCAUCGUGUUCUAUCCAAAGGAGGGAUUUUGUGCUUCCUUCAUGGACUGUUUUCAGUUGCUUACUGUGUUUAUGCCACUGCCAUUGGAGACGAUGAAAAGAGGAAUCCUCAGGGAACCCAUGUUUGA
Messenger RNA from Cornus florida, 444 nucleotides. RefSeq names its product protein DESIGUAL 2-like. The coding region runs from base 1 to 444 and encodes 147 amino acids. NCBI's taxonomy places the organism in Eukaryota, Viridiplantae, Streptophyta, Magnoliopsida, Cornales, Cornaceae. The transcript is spliced from 3 exons. The record is from RefSeq and is a predicted model, not a curated record.